UACGCAGUCCCCUCCGAUAUCUUGAGCUGCGGCCUUGAAAGCCAAUGGACCCGCCUGUUUCGGGCCAAGAAUGAGGAUGCCGUGCGUGGAAUUGAAAAUGCGUUUCGGUGUUGCGGCUUCAACUCGCUACAUGAUCGCGCGUGGCCGUUUCCCAGUCAGGAUGUUGACGUGAGAGCCUGCGAGAGGAGCCUGGGAUAUACACGUCGAUGUGUUGACCCGUGGCGGAAUCAGGAGCAGGUCGCUGCGGGAUUAGUCGCAUUGGCCGAUUUAUUGAAUUGGAUC
Molecule: messenger RNA, 282 nt
Organism: Cladophialophora psammophila CBS 110553
Lineage: Eukaryota; Fungi; Ascomycota; Eurotiomycetes; Chaetothyriales; Herpotrichiellaceae
Exons: 1
Cellular component (GO): membrane
Source: RefSeq, a predicted model, not a curated record